AUGGCACGUUUGUUCGAUUGGGGUGCGAAAGAGAGUCAUAGAGGAACACCAGUGGUUGUGAAAAUGGAGAAUCCGAAUUGGUCCAUGGUUGAACUCGAGGGUCCUUCAGAAGAAGAUAUUCUCAUGACAAACCCUUCUUCAAGAGACAAAGGAAGAGGGAAAAACGCGAAACAGCUCACUUGGGUUCUUCUUUUGAAAGCCCAUAGAGCUGCGGGUUGUUUAACUUCAAUAGCCCCUGCAUUGUAUGCUCUUGUCUCCGCCGUGAAACGCCGCGUGGCUUCCGGGAGGACAGACGCGGAAACCGACACAGAGGGUGGUGGUGGUGAUGGGGGUUGGGAAAAGGAAAACCCUACCGUGAAAAGUUGGCAUUUUAGUGCUCCGCAUCUUGAAUUAUGGGCACCGGCAUUUGGGGUUAAGGAUGUCUUUGAUUGGUUUUAUGCUAGAUGGGUUUUGGUUCGUGUUGAUUAUCUUGCUCCACCUUUGCAGUUUCUCACAAAUGCUUGUAUUGUGCUUUUCCUUAUUCAGAGUAUAGAUAGGUUGGUUCUUUGUUUAGGUUGUUUUUGGAUCCGGUUUAAGAAAAUCAAACCUGUUCCAAAAGGUGGUGGUGGUGGUGAUUUAGAUCUUGAAUCUGGAGAAAAGGGUUUCUUCCCUAUGGUUCUUAUUCAGAUCCCCAUGUGCAAUGAGAAAGAGGUUUAUCAACAAUCUAUUGCUGCAGUGUGUAAUUUGGAUUGGCCAAAAUCAAAUUUUCUUAUUCAAGUUCUUGAUGAUUCGGAUGACCCGAUAACGCAAUCGUUGAUUAAGGAAGAGGUUCAAAAAUGGCAACUAGAAGGUGCCAACAUUUUGUAUCGACACCGUGUGAUUCGAGAUGGGUACAAGGCUGGUAAUCUGAAAUCUGCAAUGAAUUGUAGCUAUGUGAAGGAUUAUGAAUUUGUUACAAUUUUUGAUGCCGACUUUCAACCUACCCCAGAUUUCCUUAAAAAAACUGUUCCUCAUUUUAAGGAUAAUGACGAAUUAGGACUUGUUCAAGCUAGAUGGUCUUUUGUGAACAAGGAUGAGAAUCUUUUAACAAGGUUGCAGAAUAUUAAUUUGUCUUUCCAUUUUGAAGUGGAACAACAAGUGAAUGGUGUUUUUCUUAAUUUCUUUGGCUUCAAUGGAACUGCUGGAGUUUGGAGAAUAAAAGCUUUGGAAGAAGCUGGUGGUUGGUUAGAGAGAACUACUGUGGAGGAUAUGGACAUUGCUGUUCGAGCUCAUCUCCAUGGAUGGAAAUUCAUUUUCCUCAAUGAUGUCGAGUGCCAAUGUGAGUUACCUGAAUCUUAUGAAGCUUACAGAAAACAGCAGCAUAGAUGGCAUUCUGGGCCAAUGCAGUUGUUUCGCCUUUGUUUGCCUGACGUCAUACGAGCCAAGAUAAGCAUAUGGAAGAAAUUCAACAUGAUAUUUCUCUUUUUCCUUCUAAGAAAACUGGUGUUACCAUUCUAUUCAUUCACCCUGUUCUGCAUAAUUCUUCCCAUGACAAUGUUCGUACCGGAGGCCGAAAUUCCUGCAUGGGUUGUUUGUUACAUCCCAGCAAUCAUGUCAUUUCUCAACAUUCUUCCAGCACCAAAAGCUUUUCCCUUCAUUGUACCGUAUCUCCUAUUCGAGAACACCAUGUCAGUUACAAAAUUCAAUGCCAUGAUCUCAGGUCUAUUCCAGCUUGGAAGCGCAUACGAAUGGGUCGUCACUAAGAAAUCUGGCCGUUCAUCAGAGGGUGAUCUAGCUUCUUUGAUCGAGAAACCAAAGCAUCAAAGGGGGUCAUCCGCCCCUGAUCUCGAGGAAAUGAAAGAAGAAAUUAGGAAACAAGAAGAAAACGUGACGAAGAAAAAGAAGAAAAAAUAUAAUAAAAUGUAUAUGAAGGAACUUGCUUUGGCUUGUUUACUCUUAACAGCUUCAGCAAGAAGUCUUCUUUCAGCUCAAGGAAUUCACUUCUACUUCUUGUUAUUCCAAGGAGUAUCAUUCCUUUUGGUGGGUCUAGAUUUGAUUGGUGAACAAGUAGAUUGA
Molecule: messenger RNA, 2034 nt
Organism: Vicia faba (fava bean)
Lineage: Eukaryota; Viridiplantae; Streptophyta; Magnoliopsida; Fabales; Fabaceae
Source: the annotation of a GenBank genome assembly